GCUAUUAAGCGCCCCAAACUUUCAUGGGGGCCAGCAAACAAUUGUCCUCCACGUCCACCCCCACCAUCACAAUCCACAUACACACUUAUAAUGCAAAUUGAGGACACGACAAAAAUCUUGGCAACAAAUCCCUGCUUACUCACCAAACCUUUUCAGCUCAACGGUAUUUCAAGAACCCAAUAAAAAGAAUCAAUCACAUAUUGCCCCAAAAAAAGUGAUUUUGGGUUCAUAGAGUUGCACGAAUUAAUCAAUAAUCAGUUCUUGUGUAGAAUUUUAGUGGGGAAAAAGUCCAAAAAUGAGUUUCAGAGAGGAGGUUGAAGAUGGGAGGGUGGAUCUGAGGAAGCCAUUUUUGCAUACUGGAAGUUGGUAUAGAAUGGGUUCAAGGCAGUCUAGUUUGAUGGGUUCUGCUCAAGCAAUAAGGGACAGCUCUAUUUCAGUGCUGGCUUGUGUUUUGAUUGUGGCGUUGGGUCCUAUCCAGUUUGGUUUCACUUGUGGAUAUUCUUCACCAACACAAGCUGGAAUCACUAAAGAUCUCAAGCUUACAGUAUCCCAGUUUUCUGUGUUCGGUUCAUUAUCAAAUGUUGGGGCUAUGGUCGGGGCAAUAGCAAGUGGUCAGAUUGCUGAGUACAUUGGACGAAAGGGGUCUUUAAUGAUUGCUGCCAUACCUAAUAUUAUCGGUUGGCUUACAAUAUCGUUUGCCAGAGAUAUUUCGUUUCUGUACAUGGGAAGAUUGUUGGAAGGUUUUGGUGUCGGAAUUAUCUCCUACACGGUGCCCGUAUAUAUAGCUGAGAUAGCGCCUUACAAUAUGAGAGGCGGAUUGGGCUCGGUGAACCAGCUAUCUGUGACAAUUGGCAUUCUUCUUUCAUAUCUACUUGGACUAUUUGUUAGUUGGAGACUUCUUGCUGUUCUUGGUAAUUCUCUUCAGAACUUUUGAUUGAUGAAUCCUCGUCAAAGACUAAAUUUGAAUAAAUAA
This is a messenger RNA of Olea europaea var. sylvestris, 973 nucleotides long. Its product is annotated as sugar transporter ERD6-like 6. Bases 296 to 934 code for a protein of 212 amino acids. Gene Ontology annotation, cellular component: membrane. Gene Ontology annotation, molecular function: transmembrane transporter activity. The transcript has 7 exons. The record is from RefSeq and is a predicted model, not a curated record. Lineage: Eukaryota; Viridiplantae; Streptophyta; Magnoliopsida; Lamiales; Oleaceae. Gene Ontology annotation, biological process: transmembrane transport.